AACUCUCUCACAGCUUCAAAUCUUCUGGUAAGCCCAUGGACUUUCACUUAGUAACUAGUAUAACUAGUAGAAUAGAGACAUUACUCCCAGCACCAGCACGUGCCAUAGUAGUACCAGCGCAUAGCUUUGUGCAAGGCGUGCUAGCACCCUGUUCGCCGCGCACCCGUUGUAGCGGGCGCGUCGCUCGCUCCACUUCCACGGCGUCGAGCACGAUGCUCGUCGUGCACCCGUGAAGGUGGGCGGCAUGGCGCGCUCCCGUGGCGGCAGGCACGGCGCUCACGCCGCUCCGGUAGCAGCGAUCUCGGCACUCGUUUCACUUCUACAGCGGCGAGCGCGGCGCUCGUCGCGCACUCAUGGAGGCGAGCACAGCUCUCGCUGCAGUUCCGUGCACUCCCAUGGCAGCGGGCGCGAGGCUCGCCCCGCUCCCGGAGCGGCUCGCUCCGGUUCCACGGGGACAGCGAGCGUGGCACUCGUCAUGCACUCAUCGCACGGUUAGCUGUGUUUGCGGGGAAUAGGUACGGAAACAGCGGUAAGGUAGAUAGGGUAGGGUGCUCCAGCAAUCGCAACUCAAUCCGCAGUUGCCGAUUGGCGACAAACAGAAUCUGCGAGAAGGUUGAGUGCAGGUUCGCGUGGGCCACCUACUCCCAAGCGCCAGCGAAUACCGUGGCAAACUACGAAGUCGCGAUGGGUUGGAAAACCUUCGCCAAAGGUGCUUGUAACCACAGUUGCGACAGCAGAUGAUUGGUUGCGAGGGCACAUUGUAACGUGUACACUUUUUGUGUACGCAUUGUAAGUGAUUAACAUGCUAAUGUUUAAAAGAGCGUAUUAA
Molecule: messenger RNA, 829 nt
Organism: Closterium sp. NIES-67
Lineage: Eukaryota; Viridiplantae; Streptophyta; Zygnematophyceae; Desmidiales; Closteriaceae
Source: the annotation of a GenBank genome assembly